CUUUCUUCGAACGCCAAUAUCCUUGACGACGUUAUGUUUACCACGAGCAAAUACCUAUCCUAGAACCCCCGUCGCAUAUACGAACGAUCUCGCUGGCGUUGUGAUGCUGUGCAAUCUCAGAUCAUAAACAUUGUGGCGCUUUGAAGAAGAAUGGCCGGGCGGCCGAAUGUGCCUGGAGCUUCGGACCAUAACAACAAUUUGCUGGAUCUAGAAUCCUCACAGCCGUACUACAACACAGGGCAGCGGCCUCCGGUGGACGACUCUCAACUCCUACGGGCCUUUAACAUCGACGAUUCCGACGAAGCCCAACCCAGACCUUCCACAAGUUACGAUGAUUUUGUUGGUGGAGGAAGACCGGGUGCACAUCCCAGCAAUGCGCAACCGGCAGCAGCAUCUUCGCACCGUCCUUUCACAGCCCCAUACAUGAACGAACAGACACACAACUAUUCGCAGACCUCAGAUCUACAGAACUACGCAAAAUUCGGAGAUGACUUUGGCGAGGAGGACUCUGGCUACAAAUACUACGAUGGCGGAGGGCACGCAUCAGACGAGAACAUCCCCGGCGGCGGUGUCAAAGUGGUUGGCAGGCAUCAUGGGCAUACCCGGAGUAGUCUGAUGUCCAUGGGUGGCAUUGUGGACAGAGCUAGAGACAUGGUCGGGCUACGAGACAGCAAUUAUUCCGAUAUGGCCCUUCCGUUGACAGAACACGGCAUACAGAAUGCAAGAGUCGAUAGUGCCGGGACAGAGGAAGAACGUCCAGCAAAAGAGAAAAGAAGCUUACCAAACUUCGACGACAUCAAGGCUAUGUUUGGGAGGAAAAAGGUGGACCCAGCUACCCUUGGACCCAGAAUCAUACAUCUCAACAACGCUCCUGCAAAUGCGAGCAAUGGAUGGGGGGACAAUCACAUCUCGACCGCCAAAUACAAUGUCGUCACUUUCCUUCCAAAAUUCCUAUUUGAACAAUUCUCGAAAUACGCCAACCUGUUCUUCCUGUUCACCGCAAUCCUCCAGCAGAUACCUGGCGUGUCGCCCUUGAGCAGAUACACCACGAUUGUGCCUUUGGGAAUCGUGCUCAUGGUAUCUGCGAUCAAGGAACUUGUAGAAGACUACAAAAGAAAGUCUGCCGAUAAGUCACUGAACGACUCUAGAGCACAAGUCCUGAGAGGGUCGGACUUUGUCGACACUAAAUGGAUCAAUGUCGCGAUUGGUGACGUUGUCCGAGUUGAGUCUGAAGAACCGUUCCCUGCCGACCUGGUAUUGCUUGCAACUUCCGAACCUGAGGGUCUGUGCUAUAUCGAGACCGCAAACUUGGAUGGCGAAACGAAUCUCAAAAUCAAGCAGGCUAUCCCUGAAACCGCACAUCUAAUCAGCCCUGCUGAACUGGGCAGACUGACCGGGCGUCUGAAAUCUGAACAGCCCAAUAGCAGCCUGUACACGUAUGAAGCCACUCUGACUAUGAGUGGCACAAGAGGUGAAAAGGAGCUACCUCUGACACCGGAUCAAUUACUCCUUCGUGGAGCGACUCUUAGAAACACGCCUUGGGUCCACGGAGUAGUUGUCUUUACUGGACAUGAAACGAAACUCAUGCGAAAUGCCACGGCGACACCUAUCAAACGUACCGAUGUCGAACGAAUGCUUAACAAGCAGAUUCUUAUGCUUGUGGCCAUGCUGCUGGUCUUGAGCGCGAUCAGCACAAUUGGCGACAUCAUUGUGAGAUCGACCGCUGGACAAAAGUUGACAUACCUCUACUACGACAGCUUCAAUGCCGCCUCUCAGUUCUUCUUGGACAUAUUCACAUAUUGGGUCUUAUAUUCCAACUUGGUUCCGCUAUCACUUUUCGUCACGAUCGAACUAGUAAAAUACUACCAAGCAUUCCUCAUUAAUACCGACCUGGACAUAUAUUACAACGAUACCGAUACACCUGCGGUCUGCCGCACGUCAUCUCUCGUCGAAGAGUUGGGUCAGAUCGAAUAUGUCUUCUCUGACAAGACCGGAACAUUAACCUGCAAUAUGAUGGAGUUCAGGCAAUGCUCAAUAGGCGGCAUUCGGUAUGCUGGUGUCGUGCCGGAAGAUCAAAGAGCAGAAGGACCUGACGAUACCAGUGGGAUCCACGACUUCAACCGACUCAGGGAGAAUCUGGGAUCUCAUCCAAGCAGUGACUCAAUCCAUCAUUUCCUGACGUUGCUUGCAGUCUGUCAUACAGUCAUUCCGGAACGCAAGGACGAAAAGUCGGAGAUUAAAUACCAAGCCGCAUCUCCAGAUGAAGGUGCUUUGGUUGAAGGAGCCGUCAGCCUGGGGUACAAAUUCGUCGAUCGCAAACCACGCUCAGUCUUUGUACAAGUAGAGGCACAGGAGGUGGAGUACGAGCUGCUUGCUGUCUGCGAGUUCAACUCUACACGAAAGCGCAUGUCGACGAUCUUCCGAUGUCCUGAUGGCAAGAUUAGGAUCUACUGCAAAGGAGCAGACACGGUGAUAUACGAAAGGCUACACAAGGAGAAUUCUGUUGCGGAUGUCACGCUACAACACCUGGAAGACUAUGCCACAGAAGGUUUGCGGACACUUUGCCUUGCCAUGCGUGAGGUUCCAGAGCAAGAAUAUCGAGAGUGGCGACAGAUCUUUGAUAAGGCUGCAACUACGGUGGGCGGCAAUCGGGCCGAGGAGUUGGACAAAGCGGCUGAAAUCAUUGAACACGACUUUUUCCUGCUAGGCGCCACAGCUAUCGAAGAUCGUCUGCAGGAUGGCGUCCCGGACACAAUCCAUACCCUCCAAACAGCAGGCAUCAAAGUCUGGGUGCUUACGGGCGACAGACAAGAGACGGCCAUCAACAUCGGCAUGAGUUGCAAGUUGAUUAGCGAAGACAUGACCCUUCUGAUCGUCAAUGAAGAGAAUGCUACAGCAACGCGAGACAACCUGCAGAAAAAGUAUGACGCCGUUCAAAAUCAAGCAGCGUCAGGAGAAUACGAUACUCUUGCUCUUGUUAUCGACGGCAAGUCCCUGACAUACGCACUCGAGAAGGACAUGGAGAAAUUGUUCCUCGACUUGGCUGUCAUGUGCAAGGCUGUCAUAUGCUGCCGAGUAUCUCCGUUGCAGAAGGCGCUCGUCGUGAAGCUCGUCAAGCGUCACUUGAAGGCGCUGCUUCUAGCCAUUGGAGACGGAGCGAACGACGUUUCAAUGAUCCAAGCGGCUCACGUUGGUGUCGGUAUCAGCGGCGUCGAGGGCCUUCAAGCCGCUCGGAGUGCCGAUGUAGCCAUUGGACAGUUCCGGUAUCUUAAAAAGCUACUUUUGGUCCAUGGGGCAUGGAGUUACCAGCGGAUCAGUAAGGUCAUACUGUACUCAUUUUACAAGAACAUAGCCAUGUUCAUGACACAGUUCUGGUACUCCUUCCAAAACGCCUUCUCAGGCCAAACCAUCUUCGAAUCCUGGACUUUGUCUUUCUACAACGUCCUAUUCACAUUUCUACCACCAUUCGCCAUGGGUGUCUUCGACCAAUUCAUCUCCGCACGAUUGUUGGACCGCUACCCACAGCUCUACCAACUCACCCAGAAGGGCACCUUCUUCCGCAUGCAUUCAUUCUGGUCAUGGGUUGCCAAUGGGUUUUAUCACUCUAUCCUCGCGUACAUCUUCUCGUCAUAUUUCUUCAACGACGAUCUGGUUUUGUCGAACGGCAAGAUCGGCGGUCACUGGCUCUGGGGUACGUCGACGUACACCGCAGUCCUGCUCGUCGUGUUGGGCAAAGCCGCGCUGAUCACCAAUGUCUGGACCAAAUACACCGUCAUCGCCAUCCCAGGGUCAUUCAUUAUCUGGCUCGCGUUUAUCCCAGCGUAUUCAUACGCUGCGCCGAAUAUUGGGUCAGGGUUCUCGACGGAGCUAGAAGGGCUGAUUCCCGUCAUGUUCACUUCGCCGACGUUCUAUGCGCUGUGUCUGGUCCUGCCCCCCGCAUGUCUAUUGAGGGAUUUUGCAUGGAAAUACGCCAAACGCAUGUACCUGCCGCAAUCGUACCAUCAUGUCCAGGAGAUUCAGAAGUACAAUGUCCAGGACUACAGGCCACGCAUGGAGCAGUUCCAAAAGGCCGUCAGGAAGGUCAGGCAGGUGCAGAGGAUGCGGAAGCAGAGGGGGUACGCGUUCUCAGCGGGGGAUGAGGGUGGACAGCAGAUGAGGGUGCUGAAUGCGUAUGAUACGACGAGGCAGCGAGGACGGUAUGGCGAGUUGAUCAGUGGCAGAGGUACUGGGGGAUGAACCUACGAGUAGUUUGUACCUGCUUUUGGGGGGUUGGUUGGACGUGUUUUAAGACGUCUUGCCUUGCACUGGGAAUGAGGAUGAUGGAAUGAGAGGCGGGUAAAGUGCGUAUCGUAUACUGUGAUGAAUGCAAUUUGCCUUACAUGUUCGAAAUGA
Molecule: messenger RNA, 4392 nt
Organism: Exophiala xenobiotica
Lineage: Eukaryota; Fungi; Ascomycota; Eurotiomycetes; Chaetothyriales; Herpotrichiellaceae
Exons: 2
Coding region: 151-4236 (1361 amino acids)
Biological process (GO): endocytic recycling; phospholipid translocation; post-Golgi vesicle-mediated transport
Cellular component (GO): plasma membrane
Molecular function (GO): ATP hydrolysis activity; ATPase-coupled intramembrane lipid carrier activity; ATP binding
Source: RefSeq, a predicted model, not a curated record